UGUUUUUGUUUUUUUUAUCUCAUUAGGUCCCCUCCAACAGAAGACACUCUGUCAGUCCACGGACAUUCACAGUGCCGCAGACAUGUUCCUGUAUCUUCUUGGCCUGGUCGUCCUCUUCUACCUGUUCCGUUGGAUCAGAGAGGUGCCCAGGGUGGGCGAUAAGGCCAGCAAGUAUGUGUACGUCACAGGCUGCGACAGCGGCUUCGGGAACCUCCUGGCUCGCCAUCUGGACAAGUUGGGCUUCCGAGUGAUCGCUGGAUGUUACACCGAAAAGGGAGAGGAGGGACUGAGGAAGGCCUGCUCUGACAAACUCAUCACAACUCACCUAGAUGUUACCUCCAAGGAGAGCUUGGCCAAAGUUGCUGCCAUGAUUAAGGACAAAGUGGGAGAGCGCGGUCUUUGGGCUGUGGUGAACAAUGCAGGUAUUGCUGUUCCUUCCGGCCCGUGCGAUUGGCAUACCCUUGACGAUUACAAGUUAAUGCUGGAGGUGAACCUGAACGGAGUGAUCGGCUCCACACUAAGCGUCCUGCCUUUGAUAAAGAAGGCCAGGGGCCGAGUGGUGAAUGUCGCAAGCGUGUUUGGGAGAAUCUGUGUCACUGGGGGCCCAUACCCUGUCUCAAAGUUCGGAGUUGAGGCAUUCAACGAUAGUCUCCGGUUCACCAUGGCUCCGUUUGGUGUCAAAGUCCUCUGCAUUGAGCCAGGGUUCUUCAAAACCAGUGUCACAGACAGCCAAAUCCACAUCAAAAAUGCAGAAACGCUGUGGGCCAGACUGCCGCAGGACGUCAAAGACGACUACGGGGUUGACUACAUCGGAAAAACAAAAGAGGUGAUAAAAGAAAAGGUUGCCCAGAUGAGUGACGGUGAUCUGAUGAAGGUGGUGAGCUGCAUGGAACACGCCGUGUCCGCUGUCUGGCCGCGCAAGCGCUACUCCCCCGGUUGGGACGCCAAGUUUUUCUGGCUGCCGCUGUCGUACAUGCCAACAUGCGUGGUUGACUACAUCUUCCUGAAGACUGCCAUUCCUAUUGCCAAGAAGUUACAGUAACCCUCCAGCUGUGCAUCUACUUCAUGCAAUACUCAUUGUAAUACUUUCGGGAGUCUGCUCACACGUUUUGAAUUGUUUACUAUAAUGACAAGGCCAAACUUUAGUCUCAAGGACAUUCUCAAGGCCACCUUAUCCUCUGUUCAAAGAAAGCUCAGCAUUGAUGAUAGCCAGGUGUUAAAGGUUAA
Molecule: messenger RNA, 1227 nt
Organism: Cyprinodon tularosa
Lineage: Eukaryota; Metazoa; Chordata; Actinopteri; Cyprinodontiformes; Cyprinodontidae
Product: retinol dehydrogenase 7-like
Exons: 5
Coding region: 83-1042 (319 amino acids)
Molecular function (GO): oxidoreductase activity
Source: RefSeq, a predicted model, not a curated record